CUGGAAAAGAGCGGCUUAGCACCAGUUUUUUCUCUCUCUCACAAGACUGAUCAGCAAUCUGAGUUCAUGAUGCAGCUUUAUGGAGCUCUGAUCCUGUGUGUGACUCUGUCUGCAGCGUGCGCUUUAAAGUGCUACACAUGCACAGCUGCUGAUCCUAAAUCCUGCACAGACACCACAACUUGUCCCGUCAUCUUUAACCGAUGCUUUUCUCUCAAAGUAGACGGUUUUGACUUGGUUACAAAGGGCUGUCAAACCAGUGUAUUGUGUGUCGGUGCUGUGUCUUGCUGUGAAGGGGACCUGUGUAAUGGCACUAUUCCAACUGGUCCCAGUGCCAUCCUGCUGCUGGUGUCCUCAGCCAUCCUCAAACUUCUUUUCUGAGGCUGUGGAAUGAUGUUGUUUCCAGUCUGAUUUAAUUUUUUUAAAACUAAGGCGGAAAUAAAUAACUUUCAAGUGCCAUGAUAUGAAAUGAAAUUGUCCUUGACACUUUGAUCUGUCAUUCAAAGUAGUCUGUUCUGUUCAAAUAAUGUAUUUCUUCAAUGUAAACUUUUCCU
Archocentrus centrarchus (flier cichlid) is the source of this 551-nucleotide messenger RNA. Its product is annotated as lymphocyte antigen 6G-like. The record is from RefSeq and is a predicted model, not a curated record. The transcript is spliced from 3 exons. NCBI's taxonomy places the organism in Eukaryota, Metazoa, Chordata, Actinopteri, Cichliformes, Cichlidae. Bases 67 to 378 code for a protein of 103 amino acids.